Phaeoacremonium minimum UCRPA7 is the source of this 366-nucleotide messenger RNA. Its product is annotated as putative integral membrane protein. Bases 1 to 366 code for a protein of 121 amino acids. The transcript has a single exon. The record is from RefSeq and is a predicted model, not a curated record. Lineage: Eukaryota; Fungi; Ascomycota; Sordariomycetes; Togniniales; Togniniaceae.
AUGGCAAUCCUCGCAGGCAUAGCAACAGGCCUAGUGGCUGGCAUCCACGUCUACAUCACCGUCCUCGAGAUGUUCCUCUGGACCACUCCGCGCGGUCGCAAGGCCUUCAAGUUGACGGCUGACUUCGCCGAGAAGACAAAGGUUCUCGCAGCAAACCAAGGUCUCUACAAUGGCUUUUUGGCCGCUGGACUCGCCUGGGGACUCCUGCACCCCGUCACCGAAGUGGCGAGCCAGAUCCAGCUGUUCUUUGCCGGCUGCGUCCUCGUUGCCGGCUUGUACGGCGCCUCAACAGUCAGCCCGCGGAUCCUUUACGUCCAGGCCCUCCCAGCGGCUAUUUCUAUCGCCCUUGUGCUCCUGGACAUCUAA